Messenger RNA from Fusarium venenatum, 168 nucleotides. The record is from RefSeq and is a predicted model, not a curated record. NCBI's taxonomy places the organism in Eukaryota, Fungi, Ascomycota, Sordariomycetes, Hypocreales, Nectriaceae.
AUGGGUUAUAAUGCCGUCGUUGACAAGAUGCUCAAGGUCCUCGCCAUGACCCCCUCACAGGCAACAGCCACAGUGAUGAUGGUUUCUCCGGACGUCGUCGUCGAUACUAUGAUACCCGCACACCUGAUCACCAUGGCCGUCAAGCUUCAUCACAUAAGGGACUACUGA